Molecule: messenger RNA, 1107 nt
Organism: Danaus chrysippus (African queen)
Lineage: Eukaryota; Metazoa; Arthropoda; Insecta; Lepidoptera; Nymphalidae
Source: the annotation of a GenBank genome assembly
AUGUUUUUAAGUGUUGAUUAUACUAUAAAGGAUAAAUCAAGACUCAGUAUUUGCAAUCGAAAUAACCAAAAUGUAUGUUCUAUUAGCAGGUGGUGGGCGGAGGGCCGGCGUCCUCGCCGCCCGUCAGCCUUGGCCCUGGCCCGGAAACAUCCACUAGUGAUGGAGACCAAGCUGAAGAUUAUAGAAAUACUGCAGUUUAUCCUGGACGUUCGUUUGGACUACCGCAUCAGCUGUCUGCUGUCGAUCUUCAAGAAGGCCAUCGAGACCUCCUCGCCGGACGCUCUCGGUCGAGUGGACGUGGAGGCCAUAGGACUACAGGACGAGGUUAUCUUCAGCUGUCGAGACGGUUUAGACCUGGAUGCUUGCGGCGGUCGUAUGGUGUUGAGAGUUCUGCUGCAGCUGUGUUCCCAGGGUGCUUCGGCCAGUCUUGUUUCAGGAGCCCAAGCGCUGCUAUUCCGUCAUUUCAGUCAGAGACAAGAAGUUUUGGAGGCUUUUAAGCAGGUCCAACUGUUAGUGUCUGACGCGGACUUGGAGUCCUACAAACAGAUCAAGGCCGACCUGGACAUACUGAGACAGAGCGUUGAGAAGUCGGAGCUGUGGGUGUUCAAUAAGGGACGCGCCGGGAUUAUAGAUGAUCACAGCGAUAUAAAAGGCGCCGUUGGUCCUGGCGGGACGGUGUUGGAGCGAAACGCGUCCUUAGACAACGUGCGAGCACCGAGAGGAGAUCGACAGGACUACGAUAAGAUUAAAGAGGUACAAAAUAAAUAUUGCAUUUAUAUCAAUCUUCUACCCGGCAAUUUCCCAGCUUUUAGCCAGGAUCCUGGAACGUAUGAUCGAGUACUGUACCCAGGGCAACACGGCGAGGGAGGGGGCGACUCGAGACCGCGGAGACAUGAACAGAGGCUACUGAGGAAUAUAGGAGUACAUAAUGUAGUGCUGGACCUGCUGCAGGUGCCACACGAUGAGGACGACGCUGUUAUGGACGAGCUGCUGGGCCUGGCGCACGAGUUCCUCCAGCACUUCUGUCACGGGAACACACAGAACCAGGCCAUACUACACAAACACCUGGAUCUGUUCCUCAACGCUGGAGUAAGAACAGGCUAUUGA